AUGGCGGACAAGCCGAGCCGGGCGCUGGUGCUGUACGCCGCCGGCCAUGCAGCGCUGCUCGCCGGGGGCGGAGGGGGGAAGGGCCAGCUCGACGCAUUCGCCUCCAUCGCCUCCUGCAGCUUCCUCUCCAUCCGCACCCCCGCUGUCAAUGAGGAUGGAGGGGACGGGAACAGCGACUCGAUUCUCGAGCUGGCGCAGCUGCUCGACGUGUGCGAUGCCCUCUACUCUGUCAAGGAUGGGGAAAUUGCCCGGGUGGAUCCGCAGGAGCUACCAGUCCCCAAGCUAUCCGAGAGUUUCAUGGGGCUGAGAGCUGCUAUGGUCAGCAAUUGCCCCAGUGUUAGCUCAUUCGCGGCGAAUCUUGGCUUCCAUGUUUAG
Molecule: messenger RNA, 375 nt
Organism: Triticum turgidum subsp. durum (durum wheat)
Lineage: Eukaryota; Viridiplantae; Streptophyta; Magnoliopsida; Poales; Poaceae
Source: the annotation of a GenBank genome assembly